AUGUUUCAAAAGUUUUUCAAUUUUUUGAAAAAUCAAGAGCUUCCGGAGGCUAAAGUUGAUGAAUUCUAUAAUGUUUAUUACGCGGAUCAUCUAGAACAUCCAGUCAAAAAAAUGGAUUUAUUGUAUAUUGUAAAGGGUAAACAUCAAACUUGUGAAGCGAUUACAAGUAUUCUGUUUUUGGAUGAAGGAGAAAAAAUGUCUGAAUUUACUUUUGGUCCGUGUUAUUAACCAGGGUGGUUGAUAAAUGUUUUCAUAUUUGUUGUUUCUAACAUCAUUUCAGCCAAUUUUUAUAACUGAAAAUGAUAAAUUUCCGAAUUUCCCCCGCCAAAAAACGAUCAUGUAUGUUAUAGUUCGUUUUCAUUCGUGUUUCUUUCAUUUUAUUAUCAAUCCUCCACAUCAUUUUUGAUAUUAUCAAAGAACAGAUUUUUGACACUAUUUCUAUCUUGUUCUUUUUCAUGAUUUUCAAAAUUCUCUAUUUGUUCUAUGCAAUCGAAAAUGUCGUGGGAAAAGGUGAUUUUAUAAAAAUAAAAACACAUUUUCACCGCCAAAAUUCAGGAUUUUUGGUGCAAUCGCAACAUGUUAUCGGACAAAAAUCCAAAAGUUCAGGUUAUCUUUAAAAGCGCAAAAAGAACUGGUUUUAGCGGGUGAUAAUCACAAAAAAGCAUACGAUUAUUGGAGGUUCUUUGAUUGGAAAAAUUUUGAAACUUACAGUAAAUCAGACUAGAGCAAAGUUUAUGUUCAAUUUUUACAAGUUUCCAGAAUGUUCUAGAUUUUCCGGAAAAAAUACGUUUCAAAAUUUUCCUAAACUUUUGACGAAAUAUUUUGAUUUUGAUAAAUUUCGAUAAUUUUUAUGAAAAAGUUUCAUAUUUGCAGUAGAUCAGAGAAGAGUUUCUGUUCAAUUUUUACAGCCUUGAAAAAUUAGUGUUUCAAAAAUCUAGUUUCCGAAAAAAAAUACGUUUCAAAAUUUUCAUAAAUUUUUAAAGAAAUAUUUUGAAUUCGAUAAAUUUUGAUAAUUUAAAAAAAAAAUUUCAAAUUUGCAGUAGAUCAGAGAAAAGUUUCUGUUCAAUUUUUACAAGUUUCCAGAAUGUUCUAGAUUUCCGGAAAAAAAUACGUUUCAAAAUUUUCAUAAAAUUUCAAAGAAAAAUUUCGAUUUUGAUAAUUUUUUGUUAAAAAGUUAUAAAUUAUCAAUAAAUCAAUCUCGCUUCCCCAAUCACAGUUCCUUUUUUCCAGCGGCCUACAUGCGUGAUCGUCCACGUGGCCUCGGCCUCCUCCAAAUCCCCACCGGAAUGACCGACGAACGUUCGGGCCCAUUUUUUCCCGGCUUGUAUAUCGCGGGCGAUAAAGUGGGACAGAAACCGCAAACGGUUCCCGAUGUUUCGCUGCCCGGACAAACUGCCAUUUUUUCGGGAAGGUACGGUGAUUUUCACCCUGUAUAUACAUAGAUUUUACCAUUUUCAGAUCCGCCUUCAACCCCUUCACCCAAAUGGUCUCCGCAGUUUUCACCGAAGAUUUGGCCGAUGGUUGGGGAGCGGGUUUUGCGGUGAAUGUAAGUAUCUGGGUCGCUUUUUUUUUCGCUCGCCCCACUUUUCAAAUCAUUCCAGGGUGUCAAUAGUCACGGGCUAAAUGUUCGUAAAAAUUUCGACGCUUUUGCCGAUGCGCCUUUAUCCAGUAAUGAUGGUUUAUAUCAACCUUUUAUAAGUGCAAGUACUGUAGGUGCAGAAUACGAUUUAUCAAAAGUUCGAGAAGUUUCGGGUAAUUUUAUGUUACCCCUGCCAGGAAUCAAUGAACUCUUUGAUCUUGACGCCAGAAUCAUGACUAGAGGUUAGCUUAGCUCUUGUUAUUUAGUGCAAAAAAUUCCCCAUGUUUUUUUAGGCCUCGGAAAUUCCGUCCUAAACAGUGUUCUGGAAUUUCCGCUAUCUCUAACCGAUCCAAAUGAGCGGGCACCGUACACUUUCAAAUAUUUGAAUUAUAUGGCAGAUAGACACAUGCAUUAUGGACAUGUUAUACCGAAUAUUAAUUUGUUUUUGGUGGGAAAGGAUAAAAUUAUGGAACGAGUUAUGCGAAAUCGAUUGAAUCCCACGAUGAUUGGGUGA
This is a messenger RNA of Caenorhabditis angaria, 2093 nucleotides long. The record is from the annotation of a GenBank genome assembly. Lineage: Eukaryota; Metazoa; Nematoda; Chromadorea; Rhabditida; Rhabditidae.